Messenger RNA from Pyricularia grisea, 2500 nucleotides. RefSeq lists its product as uncharacterized. NCBI's taxonomy places the organism in Eukaryota, Fungi, Ascomycota, Sordariomycetes, Magnaporthales, Pyriculariaceae. The transcript has 2 exons. The coding region runs from base 103 to 714 and encodes 203 amino acids. The record is from RefSeq and is a predicted model, not a curated record.
CCUCCACCUCCCUUCUACCUCCCUUCUACCUCCCUUCUACCUCCCCUCUCAACAAAACAAAAGCAAAAAAAAAAACCAAAAAAAACCAAAACAACAUAGAAAAUGCACUCCUCCACACCCAUAAUCCUCACCCUGAUCGCCCAGGCCGCCUCGCACGGCAUGGUAACCUCGCCGGCGACCCGCCAACCGGGCCCGGCGGCGGCAGCGGUGUGCGGACAGACGAUGGUGGACCACUACACGGCGGACGGGACGUCGUACCCGGAGAACCUGCAGCGGAACCCGGCGUGGAACGGGACGGGGUACGACGCGGGGCUGUGCAACCUGUGGCUGUGCAAGGGGUACCAGUUCGGCGACAACAAGGACCAGGUCCAGAGCUACGCGGCCGGCGACGUGGUCGACUUUGCCGUCAACAUCCGCAUCCCGCACAAGGGGUUCGCAAACGUCAGCGUCGUGGAUCUGGCCGCCAACCAGGUCGUCGGGGAGCCGCUCAGGGUCUGGGGGGAUGGCUACGCCGACCCGGCACAGUUUCCCAACCUACCCACGGAUCAGGUCGAGUUUAACGUGACGGUGCCUGAGCUGGACGGUCGGUGUGUUGAGGCGGGGGCCUGUGCUCUGCAAUGGUAUUGGUUUGGUCAGGGGCAGACUUACGAAUCUUGCGUUGACUUUACCCAGAAAGCAUCAGCUCCUGCAAUUAAGGGACGCCGGCCGUUGUAAAUCAGUCACGAAAAUAUGGGGUGAUUCUCUUCUUGGUUGUAAAUAUUAUUCUGAUGCAUAUGGGCUUUCAUACCUGUAUCUCUACAUCGUUCAUAUGUAUUUCAGCCUUACACUUUAUCAUAUAUGCCAACAUAUGAAACAACAUCUGUAUUGACAAGUUCGCUGAACAAAAAGAAACAAGACACAGAGGAAUACAUGGUAUAUAGGUAAAUGAAAGCAAAACAUUUCUCUUUCUGACAACACAACCCUUAUAAAUCAAUCAAGAAAAAAAAACUGCUCGCGAUUUAUGCCAUAACAAUGCCCAUGUCCAAGAAAAUUUGUCCCCAACACCUUUUAUCCCAAAGAAGCUUGAAAAACAAAAAGAUCCAACCCACAAAACCACCAGACAUCUAGAUCUAUGUCUACUCUAGUCUAGAAAAUCUUCAUCUAAAGUGCCGCCAAUUAUAUCCAACUUGAUGUCCUGAGACUUGCAAGCCUCGAUCAGUUCUUUUGGUAUCCGUCGGUCUUCUCCCUCAACCACAAUAAGCGACUUGAGGUUCCGCGCCAUGACCUCCUUAUUCUCUAUAGCGUUCAGGAACAGGUCCGACACCUCUUCGUCUGUUCCCAGCUCGCAGAAAAAUUCGAGCGUCUCUAGCUCGGGUGGUAGACCGACGCCCUGCAUGCGGGGCUUCUUUGAAGUCUUGCCCAUCAACUGGUAGUCCCACGAGAGGCGCAGCGUCUUGAGAGCGGCAAACUCACGCAUUCUCAUCGCCCUGCGGCCGCCUAGCGUCGGUAUGUCGAGCACGACGGUCUCGAGGGAGUGUGCCGCCCCUUGGAGGGCAAUGAUGUAGUCACCGGCGUUGUCUGAGCUCUCUUCCAACUCCGGGUGGGGCUCGGGUAGAUGUGUCAUGACAAACUCCUUGAGAGCUUCGGGGAACUCGAGAAUGUCGCCCAGGGCAUCAUCGCUAAUGUCACACUCGAUUAAAUGGAGUUUUUGGAGGGACGUCUUUUCCGGCUUCUCGAGAAAGUCGAAUCCCUUGUAGUCCAGUUUGGCUUUCCGUAUGAUGAGCGACUCAAGAGUUGGGUGAGAGAAGAUGUGGAUAUUCUCCUUGAGGUCCCAAUAUGCGUCGUUUGGGCACUGAUAAAAGAGCGUACAGGUCUUCAAGCAGGCCAGAUCGAACGGACCAUUGAAGAGACCACCUAUCCCGUGGAGGAGCGAGUCCGGCAUAGAAAUUUCUAGCAUUUCCAGGUUGGACAUUGUCGAGAUCAUGCGGGUUAGGACAUCGAAGCGAGACGAGGGGUGUUCAAGAUGCGAGACCUCAUCAACAACAACCGGUACGUCGAGGUUGAUUUGCGACAGCUUGCGACCAUUCCCACCCGGGUAGUCGAGACGGACGCCCAUAAUGAGGGAGCCACGACGGGGACGGCGACCGAGAGACUGGCUGAAGCGAAGGUGGUGCUCCGGGCGGUCGAACUGUAUCAUCUUGUACAGGAUGGAAUCUGCAAUGGCGUGGUACUGGUGAUUGAGGCGCGACACGUUGCACAGAUCGCGUUUGGAUGAUUGUCCGACAAUCUCGAAUAUGCGAAGUAGCAAGUCUUCGGGGAGCUCUGCCAGGCGGUCGACGAUAACUUUUGAGGCCAGCUCCGAGUCAGAGCUCGGGCUGGAGUGCGGUGGGGAGAGCAUCGCUGCACUCGAUUGAGGUCCAAAAAAAAAAAAGAAAUCGAGGACUGCGAGGCGGAAUGGUAUUGGAAUGAAUGAAAAUCGUGGCUACAAUGACGAAACACAACAAAAGAAAACAAAUCUGUC